AUGGCUCCCACCAAGGGCGAUGCACCACUCAAGGCUUCCAAGGUGACCAAGGCUCAGUCACCUCCCAAGACAGCCGGAAGCCGGAAGUUCACGACUGUAGUGAGCGAGGAUAAUAUGAGAAUUCUCUGGGCUUACCUCGAAAAAGCUCAGCUUCAGGGUGCUACCAUCGACCACAAGGCAGUUGCUAAGCGAAUGGGAUUGACCUACGCCGCCACCAACCAGCGCUAUUAUACCAUGCGCGAUUACUUCAAGCAGCUUACUCCGUUUGAUAGGCCUCUUGAGAACGAUGAGACUCCCGCUGAGUCUAAGAUUGCCAAGUCUCCCCGAAAGAAGGCUGUUAAGUCUCCCAAAGCCACCGAGAAGUCUAAGGCUAAGAAGCCGGCUACGGCUGUCAAUGAUGAGGAGGCCGCCGACAAGUUCGACUAUAUGAAUGAGGAUGCUGCUAUGGCGUUGGAUGAGCAGGUGCAGCAGGAUAUCGCGAAGGCGGAACAGACUGAAGCUUAG
Penicillium angulare is the source of this 504-nucleotide messenger RNA. RefSeq lists its product as uncharacterized. The coding region runs from base 1 to 504 and encodes 167 amino acids. NCBI's taxonomy places the organism in Eukaryota, Fungi, Ascomycota, Eurotiomycetes, Eurotiales, Aspergillaceae. The transcript is spliced from 2 exons. The record is from RefSeq and is a predicted model, not a curated record.